Molecule: messenger RNA, 3464 nt
Organism: Morone saxatilis (striped sea-bass)
Lineage: Eukaryota; Metazoa; Chordata; Actinopteri; Moronidae
Gene: mia2
Product: CTAGE family, member 5
Biological process (GO): vesicle cargo loading; protein secretion; endoplasmic reticulum to Golgi vesicle-mediated transport
Cellular component (GO): endoplasmic reticulum membrane; endoplasmic reticulum exit site
Source: RefSeq, a predicted model, not a curated record
GUUGUAUCAUCACUGCCUGACGACAUCCGACCCGGGCCGGACCUGUACGGGGUGCCAUGGGAACCAGUCCUCUUCUCCAGUCUGGUGGGGCUGGUCACAGUGCUUUUGUUCACUUGUAGAUGUUACAGCUCUGUCAAAAGCAGAAUGUAUCGAAGUAGAGAGCAGUGGAUGGCAGAGCAGGUUGCACAGCUGCUGGAUGAAAAGUGUAAAGUCCUUGAGACUCUCAGCAAAUGUCAACAAGAGCAUGAUGACCUAGAGAGUUCACUGAGGGACAGUGGCGUCUUGGCCCAAACCCAAAAGACAGAACAUCUGGAGAGCAAAGCCAGACAGCUGGGACAAGCUAAAAGGGAGCUGGAGAGGGAUCUUGAACAACUGAAAGAUCAACUGGAACAGCAGAGAGAACAUAGGAUAGAGCAAGAAAGAAGGAUAACAGUGCUUGAAGAGGGCAUGAAAACUUUUGAAGAAGAAUCCAAAGACCUCCAGUCACAGGACGAGCAGGCACAAACCACUCUGAAAGUGUACAGCAUGAACAGUGACAGACUACAGAGGAAUCUGGAAACGGCUGGAGAGGAGAACACUCUGCUAAAAGAGAGCAAUGCUCAGUUGAGGCAGCAGGUGGAGGGAUGGGCGGAAAGAGUUAGUGAACUGGAGGCAGAGAUCAGCAGGUGUGAGGUCGCCCACAGCGAGAUGCUGCAGGAUGUGGCCAACAAGGAUGAGCGUAUAAUGUCCUUGACAGAUCGGCUGCUAAGGAUGAAAGCUUGGGAUUCAGACCUGGAGGAAGAGGAAGGUGAGGGAGGAGAGAAGGAGUCGUCCAAUGGGACAGCUGGGAGAGGAGAGAAUGGAAGAGGAGAUGGCGUGCAAACGCAACACCAUCUCCAGAAAGUCCAGAAACUUAUCUAUGCUGCUAAGCUGAAUGCAGACCUCAAAUCAGUCGAUGAAGACAAGGACAGAGCAUUUGCCAAACUGAAUGAUGAAGUCAAAGCUAAAGAAGACUUGCAUUUGAGCAUUAAGGAGCUGGAGAAGGAGAAAUUAUCUCUGCAGUCAGACUCUGAGCACUACUCAGAUCAGGUCCAAAGACUACAACAGAAACUCCACAUUAUGACAGAAAUGUACCAGGAGAACGAGCUCAAGCUGCACAGGCUGCUCACAGUGGAGGAGAAGGAGCGCCUGCAGAAAGAAGAGAAGUUAAAUAAAGCGGACAAAAACAUUGCGUUGGCCAUGGAAGAACUCAACAACUAUAGACAACGAGCAGGGGAGAUGGAGGAAGAGCUGGACAAGACCAAACAGUCUUACCAGACUCAAAUAUCAGCACACGAGAAGAAGGCUCACAAUAACUGGCUGGCAGCCCGAGCAGCAGAGAGAGAGCUAGCAGACAUCAGGAGAGAGAACGCCCUCUUCAGACAGAAGCUGACAGACACACAGUUUAAACUAGACGCCCUCGACAAAGAUCCCUACGCCUUGGACAGCCUGGCUAGACCACUGCCUUUCAGAGCUGAAAGGUCACCAUACGGCCCGUCUCCUCUGGGUCGACCUGCAUCUGAAACCAGAGCUUUUCUGUCUCCUCCCACACUAAUGGAUGGACCGCCUGCUAGACUGUCUCCUCGAGUGCCUCGUGGUCCAAUGGAGCACCCAGGUGGUCAAGGGGAGAUGGAGCGGAGCGGAGGUCCUCAUUCAGACAGUGGUUCAAUCUCUCCUACAUGGGAGAGAGAUCGCAGGGGACCCCCACCAGGACCCCCCGGGCCCUUAGGACCUCCAGGAUAUAUGUUUCCAGAACCAGGAGGUCCAAUGUACAGGAGACCUCCACCAGGUCCUCCUGGACCUCUGGGCCUUUUGCCUCCACCUGGCUCCAUCCCACCGGGCCCUCUCCAUCCCAGAGGUCUCCCCCCUGGGCCCCCUCACCCUUUAGACAUGGCAGAUGGCACAUACAGAGAAAACAGCCUUGGGCCUGGUGAACAGGAACACAGAGAGUCUGGUCCUGGUGAUAGAAGGACUCCCCCUGAAGGUGAUCUAAGGAUGGUGGGUGGACCCCCGAUGGGCCCCAUGGACGGCCCCUUUCCUCGUAGAGCCCCUUAUGGACCACCACCUCCUGAUUUCUACCCUCCCCGGGGACCUGGGGGCCCUCCCAUGAUGCCUAUGUGGGCCCCUCCACCCCCAGGGAUGAUGUUCCCUCCUCGUUUCCCUCCCGGCGGACCUCCUCAUCCUCACCACGCUCCUCCCAUGCGGCCCCCUCUGCCCGACGGCCUCCCACAUCGUUCUAUGGGUCCUCUCCCUCCUCAGCAGUCCCUCCCCUCCCCACCACACAGCCAGUCGCCAGAGGAGCACACACCCUCUCCCGAAGACGUAAUUUGAGCCCGGCCAGGUUUUUCUUUGAGCCCUGAGAUGUUUCUGGUUCAAGUUUAACGCGGUGGUAGAUGGAUGGUUGGGCAGGCUGCUGUUUUGCAUCCUUAUAUUUUCUUUUACAUCUACUUAUUAGCCAGGAGGAUGUAUUUAGUGGAGAGUGGGGAAACCAUCUGCCUUCAUUAGCCCACUUUGUUGCUAACCGUCUGCCUCUGCUUGGUCUUUCUUCUCUAUUCACAUCCUCUCUUCUCUCUCUGUCACCUGCCCAUCGUCAUCCAGCUACAUUCCCUGUGAAAGUAGGCCCUGUUGUUGUGGAGUCCCAGUGACAGCGGUUAGGCUCUGUUGUGUAAUUUUACAGGAACACAGCAGCUUAAUCUGCACGUCUGUGCGUGGGAAGGUUGCUACAUGAACCAGAAAUAAUAGCUUGUUUGCUUGGUAAUGCCAGAAAGGUUUUUAAUGGCACUUAUGAAAUGUGUGCAUGUAGAAAUGCUGUGUGUGGUAUGUGGCAGAGAAUGAGAGUGUUUUACGUAAGUUAUCAGUCAACAUUUCGUCCCAAUGGCACAGAAAGAGAAAUUGAAAUGAUCACAGGCUAUCAGGGAAGAAAUGCAUCUUUUUAGGACUAAUACAAUAUAUUUUGUUAUACCAACACUUUUGGCAUUGUCACCAUCAUUUUAAAAAAUUUGCCAUUUAGCAUCUCUGUUGUUGUUGACCUGAUUACACUUAAAUCAGAUCACAUCAGGUCUUGUUUUGUCUGUGAGUGAACAGAGUUGAUCUUAAAUAUUCAUCAGAGGUCAAAUGACAGUUUCUUAAAAUAUAAUAAAAGUGUAUAACUUUAUUUCACUGGCAUCCCUGUGGGAUUUGUAGGACUUUGCCUUGAUCAACAACGCUAUUACUUCACAGAGCAACGCUUUUGAUCGUGUUACAAUGCAUAUGGCCUAGACUUGAAAAAAGUGGCUUAUAUUAGCCGCUUGUGUUAUGCCGAGGUGAGCUGUGACUCAUCAGCCACAGAGCGGUGAAUUAAAGUGGACUGACUGGAAGAGAGGCUGCAUUCAAAGCCGUAAAGCUGACACCCAUGUGAAUUAUGUAAAAAGUGAUUAUUAAUAGAUAAAUAAAGACUGUCAAAUUGU